Messenger RNA from Triticum urartu, 1111 nucleotides. NCBI's taxonomy places the organism in Eukaryota, Viridiplantae, Streptophyta, Magnoliopsida, Poales, Poaceae. The record is from RefSeq and is a predicted model, not a curated record.
AACCCUCCUGCUAUAGAGUUGCAGUUCUCAUAUACUGUACUAACGAGACGCCCACGCCCACCUGCGCGACGCGAGCCGAAUCUCGACGCCGUCGCUGCAUCGCCUGCGGAUUCCGCAGUGGUGGUGGGAUCCUUGUGAGGGAGGAGCAGGAGAACUGGAGGAGGAGAUGUGGCGGCUGAGGAUCGCGGAGGGCGGGGACGACCCGUGGCUGCGCACGACCAACGGCUACUUGGGCCGCCAGGUGUGGGAGUUCGACGCCGCCGUGGAGCCCGACCCCGAGGAGGUCGCCGCCGUUGAGGCCGCGCGCCAGGGGUUCGUCGCGCGGAGGCACCAGCUCAAGCACAACGCCGACCUCGUCAUGAGAAACCAGUUUGCUAAAGCAAAUCCUCUUGAGCUGGACCUUCCUGCUGUCAAGCUGGAAGAGCAUGAAGAUGUUACUGAGGAAGUUGUAUCAACUACUUUGAAAAGGGCCAUCAGUCGCCUUUCUACUCUCCAGGCACAUGAUGGACACUGGCCGGGGGAUUAUGGUGGUCCAAUGUUCCUUAUGCCAGGCUUGAUUAUAACCUUGUAUGUGACUGGAGCACUGAACACUGUCUUAUCAUCAGAACAUCAGAUUGAGAUCCGCCGGUAUCUCUAUAAUCAUCAGAACGGAGAUGGAGGCUGGGGUUUGCACAUUGAGGGACCAAGCACCAUGUUUGGUUCAGCCUUGACCUAUGUCAGUUUGAGAUUGCUUGGAGAGGGAACAGAUAGUGGAUAUGGAGCUAUGGAGAAAGGUCGAAAUUGGAUUCUAGACCAUGGAGGAGCAACGUUUGUAACAUCAUGGGGAAAAUUUUGGCUCUCGGUACUUGGUGUAUUUGAUUGGUCUGGUAACAACCCAGUGCCACCAGAAGCAUGGUUGCUACCAUAUUGCCUGCCAUUUCAUCCAGAGCGAAUGUGGUGUCACUGUCGAAUGGUGUAUUUGCCAAUGUGUUACAUUUAUGGAAAGAGAUUUGUCGGACAAGUUACACCACUUGUUUUGGAAUUGAGAAAGGAACUUUACAAAGGCCCCUAUAAUGAGAUUGAUUGGGACAAGACUCGCAAUCAAUGUGCUAAGUUUCAGAAGUAUAUCUAG